Messenger RNA from Anarrhichthys ocellatus (wolf-eel), 3523 nucleotides. Its product is annotated as THAP domain-containing protein 5-like. The transcript has 4 exons. The record is from RefSeq and is a predicted model, not a curated record. Lineage: Eukaryota; Metazoa; Chordata; Actinopteri; Perciformes; Anarhichadidae. Gene Ontology annotation, cellular component: nucleus. The coding region runs from base 1146 to 2147 and encodes 333 amino acids.
CGGCCCUCGUCAGGCAACGGCCCGUGGCCAAACUGGUCGUACUCUCGCCUCCUCUUAUCGUCCGAUAGCGUCUCGUACGCUGGUAGAGACACAGACACAUUACAUCACACAUUUUAAAAGUUCAAUCUUGAGUAAUGUAGUUAUGUUUAUCAUCUAUCUAUUGUUAUUGGAGAUUACAUGACCGUAAUAACGCUAGUUAGGCACCUGUAGACAAUACAUUGAAUGGUUGACCUUUCCAGUGCCAUUUUCAGGGAAUAAAUCAAAGCCAUUCCUUUUGAAGAUUCACUGCAUCAGGCCCCAUUUUGCCCCAUUGCCCUGGAAUGGUGACUCACUUACCCUCUGCUAUCUCCCUGAACUUCGCCUCUGCGUCGGGGCCCUUGUUGCGGUCAGGAUGGUACUUCAGGGCCAGCUUGUGGAAAGCCUUUUUGAUCAGGCGCUCGGUGGCAUCUUUGGGCACCCCCAGUAUGUCGUAGUAGUCCCUCUUGGCCAAGAUGAACUCGGAGAUCAGCAAAAUGUGCACAGCUAGCAGCAACGCCGCCUGUGCUGUGGCCAUACUGUUGGGUUGGUGCACCUUUGCGGGCUGUAAAGAGAGCAGUUGGACACAUCUGUCAACGACGUUUCACAGGCAGGUAGACUUUAAAAGCGGGUUAAAACUUUAAGAUAAACGAACUAUUCCAAAAAUCGCCAGCAUUGGUUACUACUAACAUUACUUUGCUAGUUUCAACAGAGAGGCGUUGGGCUCAAGGAACUCACGGGUUUCUGUGGAAGGCAGAAACUUGAAAGCGGCUCUGUCUUCAAUAAGCUUGUUAAUGAUAAUCUCUUGUUUGUCCUCAGUCGUAAUAAAAACCUUCCCGCGACAAAUAACGUUAAUGCGUAUUGAGAAAAGAAGAGGGAUUACCUGGAGACGAGGUGACACGCACAGCCUGAGAAUACUUAUAUCAGCCGCAGCUCCAGCUGAUGGGAAACGAUAGCUAGCGAUUGUUGACCAGCUGCAUUCCUGAGCAACAACACCACGACUCGCAACGCUAUUGGUCCAUUUCUUUACGCAAUGACUCACAUCGCUGUGAUUGGUGAAAAUAGUGCGCACGUGGGAAUGGGGAGUUUCCGUAAAGAAUACAAGCGAAGCAAGAGGUUUUGCUGCAGAUAUGCCACGGUACUGCGCUGUGAAAGUUUGCAGAAACCGCGGGGGAACUGCAACUAGACAAGACAACAAAAGAAUUAGCUUUUACCCAUUUCCAUUGCAAGACAAGUCCAGGCUUCAGAGAUGGGUGGACAACAUGAGGCGGGAGGAGUGGACCCCGAGUCGACAUCAGUACCUGUGCAGCGAACAUUUUACAGAGGACUGCUUCGAUAUUCGAUGGGGCAUCCGCUACCUGAAGAGCACAGCCAUCCCGACCAUGUUUCCCUCCACCGAGGACGAUGGCGAGAAAAAAGUUCCAAGCAUUAAAAGAAGUUCCAAGGCCAAACCCAUGCCUUUUGACAUUGAGCCGGCAGGAUUUGACUCUCCUCUCAACAAGAUGCCGCUCAUUUUGAGCAGAACGUGUAAAAAAAUCCACAGCGUCGUUGCCAAAGACACGGAGAGGAUAUUUGAGCUACCUUUGGUGUCGGACACUGGGAUCUCCCGUCGUUCAGCUCUCUCAGAGAUGCGGACUGCUCCUUGUGAGUUUCCAGGUGAUGGUGGAAGGCCAACGGUGUCCCGCCUCGCACUGUCCCCACGCAGUGAGCCCCCUCCUCAAGAGCGGGCGGACUCGUUUGUGACCGUGUUGUGCUGCGAGUCGCUGGGCCUUUUCUCGGACGGAGAGCAAGAUGUGGACGCAGCAGCCCUCCAAGCGGCGCUGGGCCAGACGUAUAGCUUUGUCCCCGUGGAGAUGGUCAAGGACGAACCCGCGGCCUGCUUCUUGGAGGAGAGGGGACACAUUUCCGUUUACGAGCACUCGUACUGCAGAUCGGACAGGGACAGAGAUCAGCUUUGGUGUAAGAUCUUGAGCUUGCACGCAAAGAUCUUGGAACUGGAUCGCAGAGAGGAGAGCACCUUGGCCAAAAUCCGCGCUCUGGAGACCGAGGUAGCCCUCCUGAAGAGAGAUGGCGCCGUGUUUAAAGAGAAGCAGAACAUUUUGGAAGAUUAUAUAUCAUCCAUGUUACUCUGAUUUUUACCAUUAAAUCACUUGCUGCAAUGUUGCACAUGCUCCCAUACAUAGAUCCUGGCUUAUUGAGGCACUUAUAUAGAACAGACCCGUUAUUAUUAUUGUUAGUCGCACCUGUGCUUUUCCUACUAUGUCAAGUCAACAUGUCUGCUGUGAGAAAAUGAAGAAGGUAUCUGUGUUUGUCCACAUGGUGGCACUGCAGGACCAUCGUCACACGAAGCGUUUCAAAUCUUCAUUGAAGCAUUGAUUCGUGGCGGCUUGUUGCUAUGCAUCCCUGAUACAUAUUUACAUGUUUUCAUGAUUGGAUCUCGGUUAUACAUCAUAACUUAUUAAUGACUCACCAUGAAUUAUGCUCCAAACUGUUUUAAUACCUUGAUGCACAACUGGCAAAAUGAUUUCCUCACGGUGCUCUGGUAUUUACAUCUGCUGCUUGCUGUUUUGAUUCACAUCAAAUCGACUCGACUCUGCUCGAAACCUCAUUCAGACGUGUGAUGACACUGACUUCGUUAUUCACUCGCAAUCACGUUCCAUGGAAGCAGAGGCUCUUUUUUUUGUCAUUCUGUGCGGUCGAUCCUUGAUUGCCGAUACCCCCCCCUUUCGUUCUGUGGGAUCUCCUUCCAGUCCAACAAUGUUCUGCCUUACAGAAAAAUCAGCGAUGGAUUUACUUUGUCAAAUAAAGUCAUAAAUGUGUUUCCAUGUGCUGCUCGGGGGGGGGGUUGUGUCUGCUAUGCCCCUGGUGAUUGUUUUACACCCCCCACAAUGACGUGAACAUGAACCAGCUGCAGGAUUUAUCUUCCACUUUUCCACCCUGGGCUCGGAAUUAGUCAUCAUAGUAUUUUGGCCAAGUGAGGUGCCUAAUCCUAUUUGGAGCAGCUUUCCAGGAUGAGCCAUCGGCGGUCUCUGCACUGUUGCAGGGCCUGGUCACAGAAUCUGUGGAACAGAUCCGAAUCGUGUGAGGGGCUAAUGCAGAGAUCUUAAAUGGGAUUAGGAGACAGGGGAGAGGGUGAAAUGGUUUCAAAUCAAUUUCCGAUGUAGUUGAUUGCACGUGUGAAAGGAUUUGUGAAGUGCAAUUUCAAAUGGCUCCAGGGUCUUUGCAUCAUGUGAACUGCAGGCAAGGUGACAUUUCCCUGGUGAAGAAUGACUGGGCUAUAGCAAAGAUAAUGGAUUCUCAAAAUUAUGAAUAAUGAAAUGAAAUUGUUGUAAUCAUGUUGCUCCGCAUCUCGGCAGGAAAACAGAACGCCACUGCAUUGGUCCCCUAAUGUACCACUGAAGACAUGCGAUGCACUGUGAUGACAAUCAAGACUUGCACUUAUCGCUCAGAUUUUAAAAUAAGCAAAAGGCCUUCGUAAGGCCUUCUGGCAAUAUAACAGCCUAAAAGA